AUGCCUUUCAAGCGCUUUCAAAAACACACCUGUAACAAACCAAGGUUCUCGGAUUCUUUAAACGGCCGACGCUGGCGAUUCUUGAAGAGUGGCUCGGACGAUUUCAGGGAAGCCUUUCCUCCGAUACACGGCAGCAUCGUCAUCCAGCAUCAGAAGGGGCCAGUCCCUGUUCUCCUCCCGAGCCUACCUGAGGGCUUGGGCAAAAGGCAGCGGAAGGCCAAGAGGGUGCCGGUCCAGCCCCAACGUGGCUCUCCCAAACUCUGCCCGGCACUGCAUGUCAGAAAGACCCGCAUCGCUCAGGUUGAGUACUGCCUCAGCCAACACCCCUUAGCGCUGUACCCUCACCUGGAAGAAAGUGUCCCAGCAGAGCUUUUCAAGGAGGUCCUUAGCGUCUUGGACCCAGAGAUGCUUCCAGCGAGUGAAGACGCUGGUGCUGAUGUGGACCACAAGCAGCUAAUUCCCUCUACGGUUCCUUCCCAGUUGGAACAGGAAGAAAACAGACGAACAGGGGUCAGCAGGGGUCCCAAGGGCAAGGAUCCUUACCUGUGGUUCUCCAUAAGGGAAGUGGCAGCAAGAGAGAGGGAGGCCAGGCUGAAUUACGUUCCCCCGCUUGACGAGAACGUUGCUCGAGCCACCAAGGAGUUUUGCAGCUGGCUUCAUUCUCUGGGAGGAGAGAAGUGUGACAUUGAUGAGGACACCAUUAUUAGCCUGUUUGAUACCGGUUAUGGCUCCAAGCCCCCACUCGCAGUUCUUAUAAAUGUCCUAGAGCCAAAAGAUUUGCCUGCAGAGCUGCGGAAGGACGCUGGAAUCCCACCUCCUUGGGCCAAAAGGAGCCAUUCAAAAGGCUCUUGCCAAGGCAAGCGGGAGAAGAUCAGGUACGGGGCUUGGUACCUGGAUCCAAAGACAUGGACGAAACAGGAUGUGAAUAAGCCUUCGCAAGACCCAAGGAAUGGAAGCAUCUUGAAUUUGAGGGGGGCGUUGAGUGAAAAGGAGGCCGAGAUCUUGCAACUUCAUGGAACCCAUGCAUUUAGGGAAUUUCUUGAGAGAAAGGGCUACCGGAUCCCAGAGGGCACGUGGGCAAGCAACCGCAAAGAAGAGGAGGAGCAAGAUGGCCACUGGGCCCCCUUUUGGGCUGUGGGCCUUCCCAAGUGCCCCGUCGUGCCAGUCCCUGGUGCCGACUGGAAAAGCCAGGGUCCAAACCUGGAAGCCCUCUGCAUGCCGAGCGUCUUUGCUGCCACUGCACAUUUUCUGUCCUUCUCAGAAACAGGGAUGCUUUUCAGGAUUAGUACAGGCUGA
Varanus komodoensis (Komodo dragon) is the source of this 1296-nucleotide messenger RNA. Its product is annotated as protein FAM47E-like. The transcript is spliced from 7 exons. NCBI's taxonomy places the organism in Eukaryota, Metazoa, Chordata, Lepidosauria, Squamata, Varanidae. The record is from RefSeq and is a predicted model, not a curated record. Bases 1 to 1296 code for a protein of 431 amino acids.